Pantherophis guttatus is the source of this 2860-nucleotide messenger RNA. RefSeq names its product suppressor of cytokine signaling 4 (gene SOCS4). Gene Ontology annotation, biological process: phosphatidylinositol phosphate biosynthetic process; intracellular signal transduction. Gene Ontology annotation, cellular component: phosphatidylinositol 3-kinase complex. The record is from RefSeq and is a predicted model, not a curated record. NCBI's taxonomy places the organism in Eukaryota, Metazoa, Chordata, Lepidosauria, Squamata, Colubridae. Gene Ontology annotation, molecular function: 1-phosphatidylinositol-3-kinase regulator activity.
UGAGGGCGGGAAGGGUGGGGUAGAAGGAGGGCGGUCAAGCCGCUGGGCUUCUUUGCCUCCGCGUCCUUCUUAGCCCCCCUUCUCCCCCCCUCCCCUCUAAAUCGUAGGGAUUGCUCCGUUCCCUCUGCCGCCCUUCUUUCUCCUUCCCCGUCCUGCAACUCUUCUUCCCCACUAUUUAACGCUUCUUUUGGGACACAGAUUUUAGGAGGUGGGGGGGGAGAGAAAAAACGCUCCUGUUUUGCUUUCUUGGCCACACGGUCCCUUUUCCUUUUUACUGUCCCCCCAAAUCCUCCCUCUCUCCAUAUAUCGAGACUUUUGGAGCUUUUCCAGAUCUUCUCCCCCCACCCCAGCCUUCUCUCCUUUGCAGCUUAAUUGCAACCAUAUGUAACCAGAAAUAACCUUCCCAUGUGUCGCAAAGGGAUUUCCUCCCAAAGGAAUGGUUUUCGAAUUGCAGCUAUUGCUUCUCCUUCUUAACUUCCAUCCACCUUCAGCCACUUUUUCCUAGCAUACUUUGCCUUUCGAUUUCCCCCCGUUUCUUUAUUUUGUCAAUCCUCAUCCUCCAAUCUCCUUUCUUUCCCUCCCUUCCUUCCUUCCCUCUCUCUUUCUCUUUCUCUCUCUCUCUCUUUCUCUCUUUGGCACGCACACAACACAGAGAAGGUUUAAAGAUCCUCCCCUUCAGUUCCGACAUCUUCCUUUCUCUCCUCCUUUCUCAUCCUCGGACCCCCCUCAGCCCCGAUCCUUCCUCCUCCUCCUCCUCCAGCUGUGCAGUUGCUCCGUCAUCCUUUGUGUCUGAUGGGGAGCACUGGUGCCUGUCAGUGCCACGGUAUUUGGUCGAGGUUUCUCUUCCUUCCCUGCUUUUUGGCAUCCCUUCAAAAUGUUUCUUCGGGUGAGCAGCAGGUAUAGCUUCAGAACACAUGAAGAGUGCUUUCUGUGAAGAAUUUGGGCAUCAUUAGUUCCGGAAUCUUUAUGAAGCAUUUAACAUUAAAGCAUGGCAGAAAAUAAAGAAAGAAAACCUAAAAAUGCAGAUGUGAGACCCAAAACCAGCCGGAGUAGGAGUGCAGACAGAAAGGACGGAUAUGUAUGGAGUGGAAAGAAGCUUUCCUGGACAAAAAAGAAUGAGAACAGUUCUAAUGCCGAAAUGGCAAACGCCUCAGGAAUACCUACGUUAAGUCUAAGGAACCAGGAGAGAAAACAGAGCUGUUCCUCAGCUGAGAUGGAGUUGGAACAUGUAUGUGGUCACAGAUUCCUAAGCCGUUCUUUUAAACAGAAAUUGCAAGAUGCGAUGGGACAAUGUUUCCCCAUAAAGAGUUGUAGCAUUCGGCAUUCUUCAGGGCUUUCACCAAAGAGAAAAAUACAUAUCAGUGAGCUUAUGCUGGACAAAUGCCCUUUUCCACCACGAUCUGAACUAGCAUUUCGGUGGCACUUAAUCAAGCAGCACACUGCCCCUGUAAGACAAAAAUCUGAAAGCUGGCUAAGUAUGGGUGCAUCAAAAGGUGAAAGGAAAGAUGAAGAACUGAGAGAGAUUGAGAGGGCAGAUGAACCAGACUCCGAUGUAUUGCAGGAAAGUAAUGUUAUUGACUCCUAUCCGUGUGAUCCUCAAGAGGAAUCCGCCAUGGGUAGUAAGCAGCUAAAGAGCAGCAGAGAGGAAAGUGACAUGGACUCUGAUGAUGAAGUAGUGACACUCUGCACUAGCUCCAGGAAGAGAAACAAAUCACGGUGGGAAAUAGAGGAUGACCUGCUGCAGCUGCAGAUGCCACUCAGAUAUCAUACCCAGAUUGAUUAUGUUCAUUGUCUGGUUCCUGACCUCCUUCAGAUCAAUAAUAACCCAUGUUACUGGGGAGUGAUGGAUAAAUACGCUGCAGAAGCACUUUUAGAUGGAAAGCCAGAGGGGACUUUUUUAUUACGUGAUUCUGCCCAGGAGGAUUACUUAUUUUCCGUUAGUUUCAGGCGUUAUAGUCGUUCUCUUCAUGCUAGGAUUGAACAAUGGAAUCACAACUUCAGCUUUGAUGCUCAUGAUCCAUGCGUCUUCCAUUCUCGUGACAUUACUGGACUUUUAGAACAUUAUAAAGAUCCAAGCUCUUGUAUGUUCUUUGAGCCACUUCUCUCGACUCCCUUACACAGAACUUUCCCUUUUUCCCUUCAACAUCUAUGCAGGACAGUUAUUUGUAACUCUACAACUUACGAUGGCAUAAAUGCCCUUCCUGUUCCUCCAUCUGUAAAGCUGUAUUUGAAAGAAUAUCAUUAUAAAUCAAAAGUAAGAGUCCUCAGGAUUGAUGUACCAGAUCUACAUGCCUAGAAAUACAUUCUGGAAAUUCUUUAUAAUUAUUCUGGGAUGUUUUUAUUUCUCUCUCUUAUUAACAAAAUUUUCAUGCAAAAAUGUCUACAGAUCACAUUUAACUUUGCCUGAGUCUUAUGUUCAAAUAGAUUUUUACUUCCUGCCCCAAUGAACAGGUUUCUGUAAAAACACAAAAUUGGUACUAAUAUUCUAUAAAGCUUUGUGGAAUUUCAAGGAAGCCAUUUUAAAGUUUUCAUUCAAGCUUAACUUUUUAGAUACGAAGCUAAGUCAAGGUUUGACUUGCCUUUUAUAAACUAAUUUAGAUGCACUACAGGCAUGCUUGAAAAACAAUAUAGUAGUUCUUCCAGAAUUGCCAAUUUGUAGGAUUUUUUAAAAAUUAUUCUGUCCUUGUUAUAACAGUAAAAUUAAUAAGAUUGUGAUGCUCCUACCAUUCUGGGUACUUGUUGUUUUAAAUUUCAUAUAGGUUGCUUAAAUUUUGAGAUUAAAUGUCACAACCAUAUGCUGUUUGUCAAGAGUUUUUGGAGUUUUUAUCAUUUUUAAUAAAUGUUGAAUAUAUAUGUCUAA